GUUCAACAGCUCGCGCUGCUGAAUCACUCGGCUUUCGAUUGCUCACGCCUGAAGCGAACAUGGCAGAUACAGAAGCUCAGUUAUGUAUUCCCGAGUUCAGCACCCCUCUACAAAUGGACCCUUACCUCAAACCGUAUAAAAAGGACUUUGAAAGGAGAUAUGGUUUGUUUCAGAAGCAGUUGAUGCUCCUGGAGGAGGCUGAAGGGGGCUUUGAUCAGUUCACACGUAGCUAUAAGACCUUCGGAGCACACCGCCUGCCGGACAACAGUCUCGUCUUUAAAGAGUGGGCUCCAGCUGCUGAGGCUCUGUUCCUCACUGGAGACUUCAAUGGCUGGGAUAAAUUUUCUCACCCAUAUAAAAAGCUGGAGUUUGGGAAAUGGGAGCUGCACAUACCACCCAAGGAGGACAAUUCACCAGCUGUUGCUCACAAUUCCAAGCUAAAGGUGGUGCUUCACACCAAAGAAGGAGAGCGACUGUAUCGAAUUUCACCUUGGGCAUCGUAUGUUACCAAAGCUAGCACAUCAGUUGUGUAUGACUGGGUGUUCUGGGAUUCACCUCAUCCUUAUGUGCAUAAACAUCCCCGACCACGGAAGCCCCGCAGUUUACGGAUAUACGAGUCACACGUUGGCAUCGCAUCCCCAGAGGGCAAAGUGGCAUCCUACAGCAACUUCACACACAAUGUGCUGCCUCAAAUAAAAGACCUUGGUUACAACUGUAUUCAGAUGAUGGCUAUCAUGGAACACGCCUAUUAUGCUAGCUUUGGUUACCAAGUCACGAGUUUCUUCGCAGCAUCCAGCCGAUUCGGCACUCCAGAUGAACUGAAGGAGCUCAUCGAUGUGGCUCACUCUAUGGGCAUCAUGGUGCUUUUAGACGUGGUGCACAGCCAUGCUUCCAAAAACACAGAGGAUGGUCUUAACCACUUCGAUGGCUCUGAUUCAUGCUUCUUCCACAGUGGACAACGAGGGGAUCAUCCUCUUUGGGACAGCCGACUCUUCAACUACUCCAGCUGGGAGGUGCUGCGUUUUCUCUUGUCAAACCUGCGCUGGUGGCUGGAGGAGUACCGUUUUGAUGGAUUUAGGUUUGAUGGAAUUACCUCCAUGCUCUACCAUCAUCAUGGUGUCGGUUCAGGAUUUUCAGGCUCAUAUUCAGAGUAUUUUGGGCUCCAUGUUGAUGAGGACUCACUAGUCUACCUCAUGCUAGCCAACCAUAUUCUACACACCCUGUAUGAAGACUGCAUAACUAUAGCUGAGGACGUGUCCGGAAUGCCCAUGCUCUGUCGACCUGUUCAGGAGGGAGGCUGUGGCUUUGACUACAGGCUGGCCAUGGCUAUUCCUGACAAGUGGAUCCAGAUCAUAAAAGAAGUCAAGGAUGAAGACUGGAACAUGGGCAACAUUGUGCAUACUCUGACCAACAGGCGCUAUGGGGAGAAAUGCAUCGCGUAUGCUGAGAGCCACGACCAGGCUCUGGUAGGAGACAAGACCCUGGCCUUCUGGCUGAUGGAUAAAGACAUGUACACCAACAUGAGUGCCUUAAUUCCCAUGAACCCUGUCAUUGACCGGGGCAUUCAACUGCAUAAGAUGAUCCGGCUCCUGACGCAUAGCCUGGGAGGGGAGGGCUACCUUAACUUCAUGGGUAAUGAAUUUGGCCAUCCAGAGUGGCUGGAUUUCCCACGUGUUGGGAACAAUGAGAGCUACCACUAUGCACGUCGCCAGUUUAACCUAGUGGACACAGAUCACCUGCGUUACCGUCAAUUAUACAUCUUCGACCGGGACAUGAACCGUACCGAGGACAAGUAUGGCUGGCUUUCUGCAUCACCAGCAUAUAUCAGCACAACGCAUGAGAGUAACAAGGUGAUCGUGUUUGAGAGAGCCAAUGUCAUUUUUAUCUUCAACUUCCACCCCACUAACAGCUACAACAACUACAGGGUGGCAGUGGGACCACCAGGAAAAUACAAAAUCAAGCUGGACACUGAUGCGUUUCAGUAUGGAGGCCAUGGCCGACUGGACCACAGCACAGAGUUUUUCACUGAGCCUGUUCCUUGUAAUGACCGUCCAAACUCCAUGCAGGUUUACAUUCCCUGCAGAACAGCUGUUGUUCUAGCCAACGAGGAAAUCGAUUACUGCUACUGAAACACAGUGAUUCACUGAGAGAUUGAUACUCAGCAAAUGUGUCUCUCCACUGGUUUCAAUCUAAGAUUUGUGUUUGAUACACCAUAAGAGCCUCGCACAGUUUUUCACCUUUCCCACUCACAGCACUUUCCAAACAAGGCCUCGUUAAUUUCUGAAACCGCUGUAAUCCUGAAAAAUGGUAGAUUGUAGUACAUCCCAUGGUUGCUGUUACAGUGUCAUACAUAAAUAGCAUGUUUUUCUGAAACUGUUCAUAAAAACACCAUAUGGACUUAAUCCGUUCUAACUUUUUGCUAUAACUAUUCAUCCCUGAAUUCCUGAAAAGUGUGUGAGUGUGUGAGUGUGUGAGUGUGUGAGUGUGUGAGUGUGUGAGUGUGUGUGUGUGUGUGUGUGUGUGUGGAACUUCGCCUAAAGGACGUGUUCAUAAGACUACAUGAUGUAACAUUCCCUUCAUGACACCUGACAUAAACCUACAUAAAUGUUUAUAAAAGCUUAUUCCAGUAUCACCUGUCAGCAUUUGGUGAUUUAGUUGUUGAGAAUACAUAAAACUUAAUAUAACAUUUUUUUGUUAACAUAAGAUUGGAUUGUGACACUUUUUAAGGCUGAUUUACUUUGAGAACACAAAUUACUGCACUUCAGAUAAUGAUGCUGAUCAUCAUAAACACAGUAAGCUGCACAUACUGUACACUGUAACAACUCUACUACUAUAUGAGAGGUAUGUACUGUAUAUUUCUUGAGUUUUAUUUUACUGUUUAUAAGAUUUUGAGGAAUGACUGGUGUGUACACUGCCUAGAAAAUGCCACAACAAAAUUAUUCCCUCUGUAAUGUCAUUGACAUCAAAGUGAGCAAAAUCAUCUAAGACACCUGACACAAUAGGAAUAAGCCUAAGCCUAAGUCUAUUCUGCAGUAGACUGGUGUCCCAUCCAAAGUGUAUUCCUACUUUGUGCCCAGUUUUUCCUGGGAGAGUCUCAGCAGCUCCUGUGACCUUGACCAGGAUAAAUAAGUUACUGAAGAUGAUUGAAUGAAAUGUUUUAUGUUAACUUGUGAACACACUUAAGGAAAGUAUUACCGCAUACUAAAAAAAAAAAAAAUCUCUCAACAUGUGAAUUAAAAUAUAUUUCAUGCCUGAGCUGUUCAAUCUGAUGAAAAUGUAAUGGGUAAUUUCCAGGUCUGGUUUGUGAUAUUUUUUAAUUCUGAUAUAUUUAUUUUUGUGUGCUUUGCAAUAUUAUUUUUUCAACCACUUGACUAAUGGAUAGUAAAAAGAUGAUGUGAUAAAUAUUUGAUCUUCGUGUCAAGAACUGAUCUAAAAUGUCUUCAGUAGGACCGAAUAUCUGAAAGCAAUAAAAAAACACUUCAGUGUAUUGACUGAAUAAGAAAAAUGAUAUCAUCUUCUUUGAAUACAUUGCAUUUAUUUCCAUUUUCUUAUACUGUUCCUGAUGUUCUAGAGGAGUUCCUGCUUUGAAUAGAGAAGCUAACAAGGAUUCGGGUUCAUUUGAAUAGUUUGAUUAGGGCCAGAAUAAGGUGUUAUUUAAUAUGUAUAUAUUAAGGUGAAUGUUAGUGAAGGACCCAUUUACCCAAGUCAACUGUAAAUGAAGUGUUGGCACAAAUUUUUCUUCUGUGUAUUGGUCUUGUCUGUUAAAUAAACAUCACAGUAUUGUAUAAUGGUUAAAUGGGCAGCAGAAUGUCCCAUUAUAAUUUUAGUCUAUUAUGAACUUUCCGUUGCCUGCCUUCCCUCUUCAACAACAGUGUUUUUCAUUAAUGUCAAGUAGCUACUUGAAGAUAAUG
Molecule: messenger RNA, 3911 nt
Organism: Tachysurus vachellii
Lineage: Eukaryota; Metazoa; Chordata; Actinopteri; Siluriformes; Bagridae
Gene: gbe1b
Product: glucan (1,4-alpha-), branching enzyme 1b
Exons: 16
Coding region: 60-2129 (689 amino acids)
Biological process (GO): glycogen biosynthetic process
Cellular component (GO): cytoplasm
Molecular function (GO): hydrolase activity, hydrolyzing O-glycosyl compounds; 1,4-alpha-glucan branching enzyme activity; cation binding
Source: RefSeq, a predicted model, not a curated record